AAUUUAGAAGGCUGUAUUCUGACUAAAUGUUCUACCCCUGGGGGUUAUGUUGGUUUUUUAUCUGCAUUUUCUCUUCAUUAGACCAACCAUCCACUACCGCGGCUGCUCUAUGUAUCAAAGCUAGAGAACGUGACUUAACUGAUUCAACAGUUCUGAGGAAUAUGGGUGAAGGUUUAGGGCAUUCUCUUCUUGCGUACAGAAGUGCAUUACAGGGAAUAUCAAAGCUGCAGGUUAAUGAAGCUUCUUUGUUUGAAGACUUGAAUGAGUCAUGGGAGGUGCUUGCGGAACCAAUACAGACUGUUGAAGGCCAAACAGAGGAAGUUAUUUUUGACCAUUUGCAUGCAACUGCUUUCCAACACAUGCCUUUAGGCAGAACCAUUCUUGGUCCUCCUCAAAAUGUCAGGACAAUCACCAAAGAUCAUUUUCAAAAGUAUAUAUCGACACGCUAUACUACAUCCAGAAUGGUAAUUUUUGCUUCUGGAGUGUGAAGCAUGAGGACCUUGUUGAGCAAGUGAAGAAGUUGUUUACCAAAUUGUCAUCGGAUCCAACCGCGACUUCUAAAUUAGUUGCCAAAGGGCCAG
This is a messenger RNA of Camellia sinensis, 581 nucleotides long. NCBI's taxonomy places the organism in Eukaryota, Viridiplantae, Streptophyta, Magnoliopsida, Ericales, Theaceae. The record is from RefSeq and is a predicted model, not a curated record.